UGCCGCGGGUUUGCAGCAUACAACCGAAGGAGCACUGAAGGAGAGGGAGACUACCUAAACAGCAAGUCAAGACAAAAAAAAACGGCAUUAUCUGGUUUUCACGGUCAGGUGCUGAGGCUGAAGCCUGGGGAUUUCCCCGUUUUGUUCAAGCUUUUUUGUUCACAUAUUUUAACACUGAGCAGCUUUGCAAAUGGCAAGUCCCGCUGCAGAUAUAGGACAACCACACCAGCGACAUCUCCUCUCCGAAUCGGCCUCCGAGCCCGCGUUUCUAGAAGCGCAGAAAUGGAUUGAGGCGGUCACAGGCAGAUGCUCCGGUGACAAGGACUUCAGGGGAGGCCUGGAGAACGGGAUCCUGCUGUGCGAGUUGCUGAGUGCCAUCAAACCUGGCUUGGUGAAGAAAAUCAACAGAUUACCCACUCCCAUCGCUGGCCUGGACAACCUGAGUGUGUUCCUGCGUGGCUGUGAGGAGCUGGGACUGAAGGGCUCUCAGCUGUUUGACCCCGGGGACUUGCAGGACACCUCAACACGCCCCAAAACCAGGGUUGCCGACUGCAGCAGGAAGCUGACAAAUGUUCUGAUUACCAUAUACUGGCUGGGCCGGGCUGCCAACAGCUGCAUUUCCUACAACGGGCCAACACUUGACCUGAAGGAGUUCGAAGGCCUGCUGUCACAGAUGCGAAAGGAGGCGGAGGAAACGGAGAGCCCCCAACGCAGCAUACGGGACAGCGGCUACAUUGACAGCUGGGACUCGGAGCGCAGCGACUCGCUCUCCCCGCCUCGCCACGGCCGAGAGGACUCCUUCGACAGCCUGGACUCGCUCGGGUCACGCUCCAGACAGACGCCCUCGCCGGACGUACUGGUCACCCGCGGCAUCGGCAGUGAUGGCCGCGGCAGCGACUCAGAGUCCGACGUCGGACCCCACGGGGGCAGGAAGCUGCCGGACGUGCGCAAGGAUGACAUGCUGGCACGGCGGACCUCGGUGAGCGAGCCCAGAGUGAUGGUGCCCUUCAACCAGUACCUGCCCAACAAAAGCAAUGCCAGUGGCUACAUGCCCACACCGCUGCGCCGGAAGAGGGGCGACCGUGAGGGUCGGGAGGAGGACGGUGGCCGAGGCGGGGGCGGGGGCGACCGCAAGAGCUGGAGUACCGCCACCUCGCCCAUAGGAAGCAAUAGACCCUUCAGUCCGACUGAACUCCCAACCCUAGAAGUACCUCCAGUUGUAGCCGCUAUAGAGUCCCCAUCCCCCAAGCUUCAAGCCCAACCCCUUCCCAAACCACAGAAUCAGUCAGAAGAAGAACACAGGAACGAGGAAGAAGAGAAGGAGGAAGAAAUGGAGGGGAGGAAAGAGGAGGAAGGGAAGCUGUCUCCGGCAUGCACUUGGAGGCAGGAGUGGACGGAGAGGGAGGAGGAAUAUGAACGUCACCCCUACAACCCCCCUCAACACUCACAGACCCCCACACUCACCCACGGGGAGACGGCUAUACACCUGACUGGGACUGCUGAGCAAAGCAGUACCCCCGCCCGCUCAUGCUCCGAGGAACUAUACCGCCUGUCGUCUGUGACAACCAGCCCCAUGACGACCUCCAUCGUCGUGACGAGCCCCCCCAGCGCUGGGGACAGCCCGGAAACAACCAGGAAGUUCCCUCCCCCUCCCCUUAUGGACAGGGAGGAGGCAGGUCCAAAGAAGGUGGGGUUGGCUAUAUCCCUGGCGACAGACACCGGGAGGAACAACGACAUGUGGGCUCGCCACGCCCUUACCUCGCCAAAACACAGCAGCACUACCGGUCCAAGCCAGUUCCUGCCUGUUCCUGCAGCCAGGUUAACCACCACACUGAUGGUCGCCUGCCAGGGUCGCAUGGGCAAGUCGGAGGUUGAAGGUCGCGAGGGCGACAAACCGGCGGUGGCGAGACGUCCAUCUUGGCUUGACGAUGACCUCCAGCCAAUAUUCAGUCACAGAGCUGCUAGUGUAUCAGAUGACCCAGAGAGUGUGAGUAUGAUUGACGUGCGCUGUGAGGAGGACGCCAGCUUGCCGCACCACAGCCAGGUGCGCCACGAGCUCAUGCACAACCAGUACAACAUGAUGAAGGAGGAAGAGGACCACUGGCAGGACGACCUAGCCCGGUGGAAGAGUCGCAGGAGAAGCGUCUCCCAGGACCUGAUCAAGAAGGAGGAGGAGAGGAAGAUGAUGGAGAAGCUGAUGACGGGCGAGGGAGGGGCCAUUUCUCAGAGGAGGAAGAGUAUCAAGACCUACCGGGAGAUCGUGGAGGAGAAGGAACGUCGUGAGAACGAGCUCCGCGAGGCCUACCAGUCGGCCCGCACCCCUGAGGAGGCAGCGUUGGUCCUCCACCGCUACGCCCAGCGCUUCACCAUCAGUGAAGCGGUGCUGGAGCGCCUGCAACUGCCCAAGCUGCUGGACAGGAGCGUCUCUGAAGAUCCCACCACUGCCACCAGCACACGUCUCCCCCUCACCCCCAGCUUCCGUUCUCCCAACUCAACCUCCCCGGAAGAAGAUCCAAAUGGCCCUCUGAAGUACCUGAGGCAGCAGUCGCUCCCGGCGCCCAAGUUUACCGCUACCGUCGAGGCCCAAGUGGUGGGGUUCCCCCAGGGUCAGUCUCAUCGCCCCCAGAUUCAGUCACGCACGCCUGAACGAAGCCCCUCUAUCCAGGCUGCCUCGCCUAAAUCUAUUCCUUUGCUGACACCCAAGCCUUACAUCCAAUCCAAGGGCACGCAGAUGCUGGCGGGACCCAAGCCAGGCAAGGUGGACGGCUUGCUGCAAGUGAACGGCGACAUGGGAAACGAUGAGGUCACCACUCCAGAGAGAGACGGAAGAACCUCCCCUGUACGGUUCUACCCUUCCACUGCCACGCCUACAGCCUCCUCUGACCCUUCCGACACACCCCCAUGUGUGGCCACUCCCCCACCCACACAUAGCCCCUCCCCCAGGGCGAGCCAAUUAACAGCCAUGACAACUUUGGCACAGGGUGGCACAAGCACCGCAGUGCCACCUUCUUCAGUGCCAGGAGAAGCCGGCCCACCUAGCCGGCCCACCUCACUGCCCUCGGAGCUGCAGAGCACAGAGAGCAUUGUGGAGGCGGGCGGCAGGUCUGCUGCAGGCCCACUGGGGGAGGAGCCCAACACGGCAGCGGCUGCAGUACAGCCCUCUCCAGCUACAGACUCACAACGCGCUACCAAGGAACAAAGAGAAGUGUGUACGAAUGCCACAGCGACCAGACCGAAUGCCACAGUCCCCUGUCCUGUUCAAUCAGAGCACGCAACACAGCAAGCUCAGCCAAUGACUGCACAGGUCAGUGAGCCCAGCCUGGAAUUGUCUCAGAGUGCAGAGGAAGUUGCUGCCUUGGCUGAUCCAGGACCUGUCAGAAACAAACCACCACGUGAGGCUCCCACAACAGAGCUGGCUAACAGUGCCAGUUAUCCGCCAGAAACCGGCAACCCUAGGUUAGGCCUACGUUGGGAGUUCUUCGCCCCACCAGAGGGGGAGGAGCCGAAGUGUGGUAAAGUGCCGGUCACUCAGGUGUCAUCCCCGGUAGUGAUUCAGGCUAAGCGGGGUGACCGCUGGGCUUGGGACCCAGAUGAGGAACGAAAGCGUCAGGAAAGGUGGCAGCAAGAGCAGGAGCGCAUGCUUCAGGAGAAGUACCAGCGUGAGCAGGAGAAGCUGAAACAGGAGUGGGAGAGAGCGCAAAGAGAGGUGGAAGAGGAGGAGAGGCGGUACCAUGAGGAGGAGCGCAGGAUACUAGAAGAGACUGUGGCCCCCCUGACCCCCCUCUCCUGCAACUUGCCCUCACCCAUCCGGGGUGACGCCCCCACACCAAUGGACCCCCAGGACACCAUCGUCCGGUCGCUGGCCGACUGGGAACGCAAGCAGGAGCUGCUGGAGAGGCAGGGGGGGAGCACAGAGAGUGUGGAAUGGAAACGACAAGACAACGACAGGAGUAGUGACAUCAGCACAGCGUCCAGAGAUGAGAGCCUGAAAACAGCAGUUAGCUCGAUCAGCCAGAACAGCAGUCAGACAGACAAGCUGACUCAGAGUCUGAGGAACGGCCAAAGAGCACCUCCCGCCAUGGCCCUGCCCCAGCCCCCCAGCAAGAAACAACAUCCAGAGGUCUUACUAGACUGCGCCAAACCCAGCCAACAGACGCCCUCUCGGGACAGGAGGUGUGGGUCUAUUGAGACCAUGGGGCCCAGUCCAUUAAAGUCACCCACCACAUGCCCAUCCGACAUGCCUCCAUCUCCAAACAGGUCAGUGAGCGGUAAGAAGCUGUGCUCCAGUUGCGGCCACCCUCUGGGCAAAGGGGCGGCCAUGAUCAUUGAGACCCUCAGCCUUUACUUCCACAUCCAGUGCUUUAAGUGUGGGGUCUGUAAGGGGCAGCUGGGUGACACCACCACGGGGACAGACGUGAGGAUUCGGAACGGCCUCCUCAACUGCCACCAGUGCUACAUCCGCUCCCGCUCAGCCGGCCAGCCAACCACAUUGUGACGACAUUGGGAAAGCACAAGGAUUACGGAGAAAUUGUCUCCCUUCUUUUUUCUCCAGUAAUCGACAUAUGUGUGGAAUGUGUCUUGUCUGUCAAGGCCUAUGUUGGGAUUUUUUGCAAUAUCUGCAAUUCACAUCCCAUGACUUGAUUGAAAUGGGCCAAAAUAUUCCUGACCUUGGGAAAUUGUGUGUGCAUUGAAUAUUAGUGACUGAUCGUAGUAGCCCUAUGGAUUUAUAUUGGCCCUGUAUGAUUACAGCUUUGAGCUUCUCAUUUCCUCGUUUCUAUAUGCACCCACAAGCCCUUGUGAAGACGGUGGCCAUUUUGAUUCUGAGCUCUGAUACUGUAUAUUUGGUGUAGACAGUAUGACAGCCUCCAUCACUUCCAAACUGAAAAGGAAACUCCUGAAAAUACCAAUGCAAUGAAAUCCAACAAACUGAGUUUGGGACUUAGACUAAAUAUGUGCUAAUAAGAAAACCUUUUCUUUGAAUCUCUUGUAUGGAGGUUGUUAGAUAGGCCUAAUUAGUCUUUCGUUUGUAACUUCAGUUUUUAAUUUGUUCCUUAAGAAGGUUGUCAAGAUUUCGAAUUAAAGUGUCAGGUAAUUGUAAUAGAAGUGCAUUCCAUUUUGAUGACUUGAGGUCUUUAGGGGUUAUUUCUUGAUGGUCAGCAAAAGUCUUAGAAAAGCCUGAUUUUUUUUUUUCCUCCUGAUUUAGAUUUUUGCUGAAACCACAAUUAAUCCAAACGCUGGUUUAAAUUCUGGGAGUAAAAUUGUUUUUCUGCCUUUCUUAUAUUUACCGGAAGCUCGAAAAUUGGCUGUUUAUCUUUUAUUUAUUCCCUAUUGCUUUAGUAGCCUACUGGAUUUUUUUUUUAAAUAUACCGCGCUGUUACUAGGAUAUACAUUACCGUAACAUCGCACUUUGGCCUGAAAAGGUCCUCCUUUUCUCUCUUUCUUUGCUCGAAACAAAUAUCCGCUUACAAAGUUAGACGUACUUGAUUUUAGAGCAAUAACAGGAACCGGUGCAUGUGAACUGGAUUGCGCUUGUGGAGGUUAACAUGUGUCAUUUAGUACGGAUGUAUGCUACUGUACUAAACCAUUCGGUUUCCUCUUAACCAAUUCUCUUUAGGAAUGUCACGCUUGAAAUGUCUCAAAACAUGUGCCUUAGGUAAGCAGGUGAUUGCACACGCCAGGGAAGGGAACCCAAUUACGGUGUCCAUUUAAGUAUGACUGGUAAGAACGGGAGGUGUUUGUUCAUUUGAGUAUGAUUGGGUAGGUUUUGGAGGUUUUUGUCGAAAUAGCGCUAAAACACAGAGGACACUGCACCAGGACUUAAAAUCGCCCCCCACUCCAAUUUUUUGUUGUUGAUAUCCCCCUUUAUUUUGGGGGGACUUAUGUCAGAGCCUACCAAACCUUCCAUUUGUUUUUUCGUGAUUUCGUGACAGUGAUGGUCUUUACAAUUUAAACACGGAAUUUAGAAUACAUCUAAGACGUAUGGUGGAAGUAUUUAAUAUCAGCCCUUAGCAACAACAACAAAAAUGCCAUUGUUUUUUUUUUUAUUGUGUUUCCGUAUGUUUUUAUUGUAUUAUAAUGAGUCUAUAUGCCUCUCUGCGCCCUGUUGACAGUGGUGACGAUUUUGGUAAAUGCUCAGCAAUAGAAAACCAUUUUCAACACACACAACAACAACAAAAUCAUUAGGCCUACCUGUUGCGUUGUGAAAUAAUGGCUAAAAAUGGUCUUACGUGAGUAACAUUUGGUUGGAUAUAAACUAAAGAUCAGUGCCAGCAGUUUGAGAAGGUAUACCAGUUGUGGAUGUAUGUUCAAAUGGACGUAGGCCUAUUCCAAAUCAUUUGCUAUGUCGAAAUAAAUCCAUAGCUUACUCUCGUAUCGGAUGUAUGAACCAUUCUCAAAUGUAGCUUACAACUUUGCCCGUCUGGGUACAUUUUUCUGACAUACUGUAUUUUUAAGCUUCGGUUCUGAUUGUGUCUUUUUUUUAACUUUUACUUAGGAAAUGAAUAAAUCUCGUCUAAUUCUGCAGGGGGGGGGCAUCUUUGAGACAGAAAUAUCGAUAUUGUCUUAGCAGGAUGAAUAGCUUGGGAAUUAUAUUUUAUGUCUAAGUUCUGUAUUUAUUGUAAUAUUCACCUGAACACUAUCCGAAUAUAGAUAAAUGUGAUGUUCAAAUGCAAUGGCUUUAUAGUAUACUGUAUGUUUAUAAAUAAAAUGUAACAAAAUAAUUGGA
Messenger RNA from Oncorhynchus keta (chum salmon), 6724 nucleotides. Its product is annotated as LIM and calponin homology domains-containing protein 1-like. Gene Ontology annotation, cellular component: stress fiber. Gene Ontology annotation, biological process: positive regulation of stress fiber assembly; regulation of focal adhesion assembly. Bases 191 to 4495 code for a protein of 1434 amino acids. Lineage: Eukaryota; Metazoa; Chordata; Actinopteri; Salmoniformes; Salmonidae. The transcript is spliced from 29 exons. Gene Ontology annotation, molecular function: myosin II head/neck binding. The record is from RefSeq and is a predicted model, not a curated record.